Messenger RNA from Lethenteron reissneri (Far Eastern brook lamprey), 6851 nucleotides. It is a transcript of the gene FLT1, whose product is annotated as fms related receptor tyrosine kinase 1. Gene Ontology annotation, biological process: cell surface receptor protein tyrosine kinase signaling pathway; protein phosphorylation; positive regulation of kinase activity. Lineage: Eukaryota; Metazoa; Chordata; Hyperoartia; Petromyzontiformes; Petromyzontidae. Gene Ontology annotation, cellular component: plasma membrane; signaling receptor complex. The record is from RefSeq and is a predicted model, not a curated record. Gene Ontology annotation, molecular function: growth factor binding; ATP binding; transmembrane receptor protein tyrosine kinase activity.
UCUCCCCUCCUCCCUCCCCACCCUCUACUACCCAGCCCAACUUGCUGCGCUACUAAACCCCCCCCCCCCCGCUUCCUCCGGCUGCUACCGCCGCACGGGAACCUGCCGAGGGAGGCAGCGUCCUGGUUGCCCCCCGUUGUCAUCUCGUUGCGAGCACCGCGCGUGUAACCAGCGCAAUUCCCUCUCCCUUGCCUCCCUCGUCUCGUCUUCUCCGCCUUGUGUGUGUGCGCGUAUCGCCAUCGUUUCCCCGUGCCGCUCUCGAACAUCGAUCAGCUCAAGAGAAGUUUCAGCCACCGACGCUCGCGGAGGAGCCACGCGGAGCCGCCCGUCUCUCUCUGUCUCUGUCUGUCUCUCUCUGUCUGUCUCUCUCUGUCACUCUCUCUGUCUCUCUGUCUGUCUCUCUCUCUGUCUGUCUCUCUCUCUGUCUCUCUGUCUCUCUGUCUGUCUCUCUCUGUCUGUCUCUCUGUCUGUCUCUCUGUCUGUCUCUCUGUCUGUCUCUCUGUCUCCUCUCUCCACCGUCUCACGAGGAUGGAGUCGCGCCGCUCCACCGGCGUUGGCGCGUCGCUCCGGCUGUUCGCGCUGCUCGCGAUGUGCGAAGCAGCGCUGGUGGACUGCAUUCUUCUGAGCGUCACAUCUCCAGAACUUGUGAUCGACGUCAACAAAUCCCUCAACCUCACGUGCAGCGGGAGCGACCCCGUGAGCUGGGCCUCUCCGCGCAACGAGAGCUUCGUGGCAGCGCCGUGCCCCCACCGGGGUCGCCAGGGGUUCUGCGCAACCCUGCACGUGCCCCAGGCCGCCGUCGAGGACACGGGCCGCUACCGCUGCUUCUACAGCAAGUACGCGCCCUACAUCGAAGGGCUGGAAGGCUGGGACCACUCCGUUUCGGUGUACGUCUUCGUGAGAGACUACAGUCGGCCCUUCCUGCAAAUGAGUCGCGAUGGAUUGGACGUCGUGUACCUGUUCAAGGGCAGCCCGUACGUCGUACCCUGCCGAGUGUCCGCUCCUGACGUGAACGUCACGUUCGUAUCGUACAUACCCUCCAAGCGGUACCAGCCAAAUAACAAGGACCUGCUGUGGGACCCGAAAGUAGGCUUUACCGUGAUGCCGGGCCUCAUCACGGAGCUGCCAACCCAAUAUUUCUGUGAGGUCAGCAUCCAGGGCAAGACCUACCACUCUUACCGGUUCUUCCCGCAAAUCUUGGUGAAAGACGGCAUCCUCAAUAUCGGGCCCAACACCACGACCGAGUUGAUGGUCGGCGAGACGCUCUUACUCAACUGCUCCAUCACCACCAAGUUCAACGUGGCACUGAGGAUGAAAUGGCUUCAUGUGGAUCGACCGGAUCACUCACUCGAAGAGAACUGCAAAUUCUUCCCAGACAUCGUGAAUAAUAAAUGGAAACAAUUCACAAAACAAUUGGAGCUCAGGAACGUGACUGUGAGCGACGCGGGCAACUACCUCUGCUCCGUGAGCUACAUGCAAGAGCACUGCUCCUCCUUGUCACACGUCGUCAUAUACGAGCGGCCAUUCAUCUCGGCGGCACCUUACGAUGGGCCCCUGGCGGAGGUUGAAGUGGGGAAGAAAGAGGUCUCGCUGCGGGCGAGAAUCAGCGCCUACCCCCUGCCCAAGUUCAGCUGGUUCAAGGACGGCGUUCCCAUCGUGCGAGGCCAUCCGCGCUACCGCAUACUCAAGUAUGAGAAGCGGCAGUUCGAGCGGCUCCUCGUGCUCAUAGUGCAGGAGGUGACGGUUGCGGACGCGGGCAACUACACUCUACAGCUCGAGAUCCGGCAACACAACCUGCUCAAGAGGGUCUCCUUCACGCUCGUCGUAAACGUGCCGUCGGAAAUCCACGACAAGUUCGUGGCCGCAGAGAGUGACGUGACGUUCCCGCUCAACAGCCAGCAGAGUGUGGUGUGCACGGCGUAUGGGCUUCCACCACCUGCCAUCCACUGGUACUGGCAGCCCUGCGAUGACAACGCCAGGAGGUGCUAUCCCCGUAAGCAGAACUGGGUGGUUCUGCCCUCGCAUUUCCACGUCAUCAACGGCCCCAACAGAGUGACCAUCAACACUCGCAUGAAGGUCUUCAACGACAAGAACAAGACGGUGAGCUCGCUGCUGAUUGGACAAGCCAACAUGUCGGGCCACUACCGCUGCGAGGCCACGAAUGACCUCAAGGCUGACCAGUGGACCGUCCCGUUCUUCGUCACAGACGUGCCAGGCGGCCUGGAAGCCCGCCUCUCCGCCGAUAGCUCCGCCAUCGAGGGCGACAACCUGACCCUGGAGUGUCGCGCCAACAAGUUCCUCUACAGCAACGUCGGCUGGCUCUGCCCGAGCGUCGGCUCGCCAGCGCCGGCCCCUUCCUUCUUCCCGCCACUCGACGGCUCCGGCUGGAACCUGCCGGCCACGGCCCCGGUGGGCGCGGCGGAGAGCGCGGGCUGCGCGUACGCUCUCCCCGCGGAGGCGACGGACGGGACGUACAGCACGCUGGUGCGUCUCUCCAUCCCCGGGGCCCUGCGGGCGCACGCCGGGAACUACGCGUGCUUGGCGCAGAGCCGUUCGGGCCGCUGGCAGCGCCGCAACCUCACCGUCGAGCUGCAAGCCCAGGAGCCGGUGCACCUGCGCAACCUAUCGGCCAUGGCGCUGAACGUGAGCGACUCGCUGCGUCUCGAGUGCAGCGCGUCCGGCCGGCCGCGUCCCACCAUCAGCUGGUUCAAGGACGGCCGCCCCCUGACGCCGGGCGCCGCGGUGAGGCUGAGCGAGUCGGGGAGCGUGCUCAGCAUCGACCGCGUGAAGGAGGAGGACUCGGGGGAGUACGUGUGCUACGCCUCCAACCGCCUUGGAGACAAAUCCACCUCCACCAUCGUCAGCGUGCACGGUUUGUCGGACCAGUCGAACAUGACCAUAAUCCUGCUGUGCACCGGCGUGAUCGGCAUCCUGCUGUGGCUGCUGCUGAUCCUCUUCAUCCGCAGGGUCAGGCAGCCCAGCAGUGCGGACAUCAAGACGGGCUACCUCUCCAUCAUCAUGGACCCCGGCGAGGUGCCGCUCGACGAGCAGUGCCAGCGGCUUCCCUACGACGCCAGCAAGUGGGAGUUCCCGCGCGACCGGCUCAAGCUGGGGAAGACGCUGGGCCGUGGCGCUUUCGGGAGGGUGAUGGAAGCGGCCGCGUUCGGGAUCGACAAAUCGUCCACCUGCCGCACCGUGGCGGUCAAGAUGCUCAAAGAGGGGGCGACCACCAGUGAAUACCAUGCCCUCAUGUCAGAGCUGAAGAUCCUCAUCCACAUCGGCAACCACCUCAAUGUGGUGAACCUGCUGGGCGCGUGCACGAAACCCGGAGGGCCACUCAUGGUGGUGGUGGAAUAUUGCAAGUACGGAAACCUGUCCAACUACCUCCGCAACAAGAGACAGGACUUCGUGACCGACAAGGAGAGGCUGGGCAAGACGCACGGGGACCGGGCGAACACGCGCGAGAACGGGGACGAGAAGACGCGUCGCCUCGACAGCGUGGCGAGCUCGCGGAGCUCCAACAGCUCCGGCUUCGCCGAGGACAAGACGCUGAGGGAAUGCGAGGCCGACGAAGAGCUCGACGAGACCUGCAAGCGACCGCUGAACAUGAAGGACCUCAUCUGCUACAGCUUCCAGGUCGCUCGCGGGAUGGAGUUCCUGUCUUCCCGCAAGUGCAUCCAUCGGGACCUGGCAGCGCGCAACAUCCUCCUGAGCGACAACAACGUGGUGAAGAUCUGCGACUUUGGCCUCGCUCGCGACAUUUACAAGGACCCGGACUACGUGCGCAAGGGAGACGCUCGUCUGCCGCUCAAGUGGAUGGCCCCAGAGUCGAUUUUUGACAAGUUGUACACCACGCAGAGCGACGUGUGGUCCUUCGGAGUGCUUCUCUGGGAAAUCUUUUCCCUGGGCGCGUCGCCUUACCCCGGAGUCCAGAUCGAUGAAGACUUCUGCCGGCGACUGAAAGACGGAACCCGCAUGCGGCCACCAGAGUACAGCACACCUGACAUCUAUCAGAUCAUGCUGGACAGCUGGUGUGGGGACGCCUUGGACCGGCCAACCUUCUCGGAGCUGGUGGAGCGGCUGGGGGACUUGUUGCAAGCCAGCGUGCAGCAGGGAGGGAAGGACUACCUGGUGGCUUUGGACGAUGAAUCGGGAUUCUCCUUGCUCACCACUCCGAGUCCCUGUGCGGCGGACGACCCACACGACCCGAACUUCAACUACGACAACGUGGCCACGUUCAGGUACUCCUCGUCGGGCAGGAAGAUCGCCCGUCCCGUGAGCGUGAAGACGUUCGACGAGGUGCCGCUGGAGAAAACGACUCCGGUUUCGCGAGAGGAGAACCAGACGGACAGUGGGAUGAUUCUGGCUUCGGAGGAGUUCAAGAGGCUGGAGGUUGGCUCGCGGUCGUCGGCAGCCUUCGGCAAAAGCAAGGAGUCCCUGCUGUCCGAGGGGCCGGGGCGCUCUGCGGAGGAGGCCCAACACCACCACCACCACCGCCGCCGCCGCCUCGAUGAUGAGCCGGGCGGCGAGCAUCAUGGGGAGAACCUGUUCUCGCACGAGGACCUGGGCCGCGUGCUGCAGGCCACCGAGCCAAGGCACAUGAUCGGCCGCCGCGCGAAUUCCUCGCCGCCGCCGGCCUACGGGGCGUCCGUGCGCUACACGGUGUCGCCCGUGUGAGCGGCGCCGCUCGCUUCCUGCUACGGCGACCGGCCAACCUUGGUGGCGGGCGGGCGGGCUCCCGACGCCUCGCCGGGAGAUGCGUGGCGAGGGCUCCGCGGGGCCUCUGCCGGGAGAGAAUCUGCCGCAGUGGCACCAAGACUCUGGAAACCCGGCCGCAGAGAGCCCCGUUGGCUUCCUAAACGGAAAAGCUGCCGUUCGCGAGAAGAGUAAAUUUAAAAUCAACGUCCGGAGAUGGCAGUGUUGUCACCUGCGCAGGUUUUCUUAGGACGUCCUAUUUUUGAGGUGGUUGUCCCGCGAAAUCUGUAUGUCUUAGCGGGACAUUAAUGUUACUGGGAGUUAUUUUGUCAGUUGUGUAACAUAAAAACCACUCAAGACGUUGCAUUGACAUGUAGUUCUCCCGUCUUCCUGUAUUGUGAGAUCUUGUUGCCGUGAUAUGUCCUGGGGCAGCCCCAAGGACACGGUAACAGGAAGAAGGUAGACACUACGUUAACUAUGACUACUGUGUUGUGUGUGUUACGAAGGUAUCUGCGUAGUGUAUUUUAUUUAGAUUGUAUUAUUUCUUGUUCAACUGGAAAAAAAAAUGGUGGGAAAGAUUUCUUGCUAUGAAAAAAAAGGUUUACAAAGGAUGCAGCGAGUAUCCACGAGUGAAUGAAUGACAAUGUUUUACACACCAUACUGUAUUUAGUUUUAUGUAAAAAAAAAAAUCACUAAUGUGAAAAACACCUGCUAUUUUUAAAUACCACUUAAGUAAUGAUUCGUCAAAUAUAUGAAGGAGACAUAUUGUCUGCUUAUCUAUUUUGAUAUAUUAAAGCCGCAUUUUUAACUUAUUGUAUCAAACCUAUAUCGUCAGGCCUUUUGCUUUGUUGCCAGCAUUUUGUUAGACUGCGCUUCGUGUAUCGAGUUAUAUUUUUGAUAUUUGCCGUUUCAACUUAACCUCGCCAAAGGAAAGGCGAAUGUGUCCCACCGAGGCGUAAACGGCCAGGGAGAUGGAGCUAUGAAAUCAACUCACGCCGACAGGAGUGGGACGGAUUGUGGUUUCGCAAGACACGGAGAGAAUGGUGAUGACAGCGUGCGGAGGAGGCCUUUGUACGGCAGUGCAGAGAUGAUGACCGACGGUGAUCAAUUGUUAAACGGAGCGUUUUCGACUACCCAUAUCUGCAGUGUUAUGUACAUGUUAAGCGUUUUUUUUUAUAACUAAAACAGUCUACGGUGAUAUGUUUGAAAUUAUGAAAGUGCUUUAAAUUUAGCAGAAAAUAAAAGAGCUAUCACUGUUCUUUUAUUAUAUUACCAUAUAUUGAUUUCUGUUUGCUUGCUGGUCAGGCCAAUUGCAGUUACCUUAUUGGUAAUUUUACAUUGGAGAGCAUAUUAAAUCAUAGAUGUAUGACAUAUGAAACCAGCGGUUAUUCCCCCAGUUCAUCUUCUUGGUUCUUUCGGUAAAGUCACGUAGAAUGGAAAUAAUAAAAUAAUAAAAAUAAAACAUAAUAAAAUAAUUCUCACGACGUUUCGGCCACAACGCAAGCAGCCGUCCUCAGGUGGAGAACAGGUCUGUCGAGAAGACAGUUAUUUCUAUGACAUUUACGGUAUAAACGCACAAGUCGGACACCACCUUCAUCUAAAUGGGAAGUGUCUUUUCAUGUUUCUAGAACAAGGCCGUAGCCAUGGAGUCAACAUUGGGGGGGACAAAAUCUAAAUUUGAAAACGAAUUUCCUGCCAUUUCCUGCCUAAAAUAUGAAAAAAUUCACUUACACAUAGGAUGGACUUUUAUUUAUUUUUUACAAUAAUGUCUAAUAGUGUAUUGUAUUACAUUGCUCUGUUUUUUUUUACCUUUUCUUGUUGCAUUGUAUGUAAUUGCAGAGAUUAUGGAUUAAUAAAGUACAAUCAUAACCACAAUCAUAUAAACAGAAAUCUAUUUUAUAGCAAUAAAUUGGGGGGGACAUUUUGAGCAUAUUUGAAUAUAUAUUAUAUAUUAUAGUUACGGCCUUGUUCUAGAAUAUUGUAUGGUUAGUUUAUAAUGUAUCGUGACAAUCACUGACUACGAUGUGCCACCCUCCACAAGCAAGUGAAGAUCCCACACGCCCGUGUGUGAGCUGCCAUUGUUAUCAUGCUGUGUAUUUACUUGUACGUUCUGGAGUGGACUAACAACUUGUAAAAUAAUAAACGUAUCAUUCUUC